AUGCGCAGACCACGCAUGAACUCGAAGCCGCCUGCACCCGACCUCUCGAAGACUUACUGGAAGCCAUCAUUUCCUGAUGGCAUGACUUCUGCCGUGAAGAGAGAGCACCCCAUCCUAAGAUGGGGCGAUUACAACGAGUCGACAGGACUAUAUGUCUGGCAAAACGAAAGAUUCAAGGGUAACAACCCGGGUUAUGUCACUCAAUCAAAACGGGCACUCGAGGGCAUAUGGUAUGGUAUCGAAAACAANCCCCAUUGCAAUCGCUGUGAGAAAUCGGAUCGUAGCUGCACAAAGGUUGUCGACGAUACUCUUGCCAUCACAACAUGUGCGAGAUGCCGAUUAGGUCCAAAGGCGGGCUGUUGCUUUGCUAAUGGUGGUAAGAGAACCUCGAGUGCCGCGGUAUGUCAGAAAUCAGCAGGAGCUUCAGCCAAGGUUAUACUAAGUCACGAUCAGGUUACGACCAAAGAACCAUCGCGUAACAAGGAUAAUGAAGACGCGGAAGGCUCAAACCAUCAACCACCUGCGAUACACCACAGAAGUUCUGCAAUCCACGGCAGAAGCGGUGCAGCCACAGAGCGACCAGACAAUCAGCCACCGGCAAAGCGCCAUAAAAGCUCCAACUCGGAAUCCAGGCGGAUUGUCCAAGAGGACUCGGAUGAUGAGAUGCCGAUUAAGAGAUUCCUCAACCGUCGCAGGACUCAUGCUGGGCCUGCCACCAAGCCACGAUCAGGAAAUGUCCAUCUUCAGGACACCACUAAAGCUGCUGGUACACACGAAAAGAUUCGCCGGCGAACAGUAAUCGAGAUACCGGACUCGCCACCGCCAUCUCCUCUCUUCUGCACGCCCGAGCCCACAGAGCUCGAUCAAGUACGCUCUACUAAAGUAGACGUCCAACUGAACGAUUACUCCAAGGGCACAGGUGUAAUCCAAGAGCGCCUUCGUGCCUUGGAAGCCGAGAACCAAUCAGAAAAGCGUCAGAACCAGGAGAGAGUUCGCAAGCUCGAAGAACAGAUCUCUUCACUCAGAGAACAGCAGGACCACAAGCUCAAAGAAGAAGUCCGCGAACUUCGUAAGAAAAUGAACUAUGCUAUUAACGAGCUCAUGAUGCAGCAGUUGAAGAAAGCUGAAGUUGGAAGUUGA
This is a messenger RNA of Aureobasidium musti, 1140 nucleotides long. The record is from the annotation of a GenBank genome assembly. Lineage: Eukaryota; Fungi; Ascomycota; Dothideomycetes; Dothideales; Saccotheciaceae.